Oryzias latipes (Japanese medaka) is the source of this 3860-nucleotide messenger RNA. RefSeq names its product SUMO specific peptidase 6a (gene senp6a). The record is from RefSeq and is a predicted model, not a curated record. Gene Ontology annotation, cellular component: nucleus; cytoplasm. Gene Ontology annotation, molecular function: SUMO-specific endopeptidase activity. NCBI's taxonomy places the organism in Eukaryota, Metazoa, Chordata, Actinopteri, Beloniformes, Adrianichthyidae. Gene Ontology annotation, biological process: proteolysis; regulation of kinetochore assembly; protein desumoylation.
UUCCGCUCUAAGGCAGAGGCGCUGGACUCCGCUUCAUAGCGCCUCUUUGCUGUCUCAGUCGCUGAUGAGCUAGGAUUACAUACGAGGCAGAACAUGACAUAAACAUGGCCCACAAUAGAAGCUUUUUCCUCGAAGCCCUGGAUAGAUCAGAGACCAGGCGAGAUGGAGGCUUCAAGCACAGCUGGAGCUUUUCUCCCCCUAGUGACAGUGACGAAGAAAAGCUAAACGAAUCGGUCAGCGCGAGCGUGAUCAGCGUGAAGGAGAUGCAGCAGCCCACCUCCCCUGAUGAGAAAAAGUCUCCAUCUUUAAGGCACUUCAGUUCCUCCAACUCCAUAAGAACCUACGAGAAGAGGACAAAUAAUCACAUGAGGCCUCUGAACAAGCUGACUCCCAAAAGAAUCAGCAGUGAUGUUCCGCUUGCAGCAGCAACGCCGUCUCCAACACACAACGGAGCAAGUUACUACGUCUUCACUCCACCUCCUCAAGGAAUCUUUUUACAAGGCCGGCACUUUCAGCACGCUCAGCUGCCAUCAGCUGUGAAGAAGCCCGUCCAAAGAAAUGACUUUUCACCCUCACAGCAAAACGUAGAAGUGGACAGCAUCGUCCUCACCUGCCAAGAGAGCCCAGAAGAGGAGACCUUAAAUAUAAAACGUCGAAUCCUGCAGAGGAGGAAGCCGUUGGACGUCUCUAACUCUUCCACACCGGUCAAACAAGCAGAGGCUCCACAGUCGACUGUCUACUAUGCAGUGUGCCUGAAGUGCAACAAGCCAAGCGAGGACAGUACCAAGUGUCAUAACUGCAGGAGCAGCGCAUCACUAAUCCCCAGUCAGCCGGCCACGUUGUCGUCUUUGACCCCCAGACCUCCAAUAAGACCCCAAACCUCCCGCAGUCCGAACAGCCUUCAGCAGAGCUUUUGCAAACCGGGUACUACCAUUAAGAUACCCGGCGGGGAGGCCGUACCUGUGCGCGCCACGAGCAUGCUGGGAUCCCAGUUACCUUCAGAUGACGGCGCGUCAGCUGUGUUGGGCAGGGCGUCGGGGAAGAGGACGGCGGCGGUGAAGCAGCACCAGCUCAAUGAUCCCAUCGUUCUUUCCAGCGACGAGGAGGAGGAUGAGGCCGACAAUGCCAGUACGGGAAGUGUCAACAGACUGGACAGUGUUUCUCCUCGGCCUGCUGACUCGGCACACUCUUCCCCGGUGCCUUCCGGGGGCAGGGGGGAGGCGGAGGUGAAGAGCACCGAAGCUCAGGAAGAGAUCGGCUCAGAGUUCUUUGAAGAUGUCAACAUAAAGAUCACAAUACCACGGAGAGCCCGGAUGAAGGAUCAGUUUGGAAAUCAGCCCCCUGAGCAGCUUCCACCAAGAACCAAGAAGCCCAAAGUCGCAUCAAACAGGUGCGACAGCAUUAUUCUGGAGUGCCGGAGCAUAAGAAUAGGAAGCCUGCGGAGGAUGGUGAAAAAGCCUGUAGUUUUUUCUAUUGACCACAUUCAGCUAGAAACACAAGGUCCGGUGAACGACAGCAUAGAGAAGGUUUGCCUUCAGACGUCCGAGAUCAUUCUCUGCGAGUGGUGCUGUGUCCGGAAACUUCCCGUCUUGUUCUUUCAAACGACCCCGAAAGAGUGCCUCCGCCUGCGCACGCAGCUCAACAUGUCCAAGGAGAAUGGAGGCCAUUGGUACGACUGCGACGGGAACGCGUCAGACGAGAAGUAUAUUGUUCUGAUCUUCGAGAACGGCCUAGCGUUGAAGGAACAGAUUAUCCUGGAGGACAUUUUGACCGCGAUAGGCACAACCAACAACCUCAGUGACUUCCCGACCAAAUUGACGUUUGAUGAGGCCAACGUUCGUCUGGUGAACUACAACAAAUCAUCGAGCCAGAAGAGCGAGAAGGAAAAAUCCGUUCAAAACUCUCCCAACUUCACCCACGUUCCCUCUGUGUCGCCGGUAAGCAUAGCUGGACGAACACGGAUGGCCACCCGCCAGACCAGGUCUUACUUUGAGGAUGAAGACGAAGACAUGACUGACCUGCCUCCCUCUUUCUCUGGACCAAUCGUGAAGUUAAUGGUUUACCCUCCCCCUCCAGCCAAAGGUGGGAUAACGGUAACUAACGAAGACCUCCACUGCCUUAAUGAUGGUGAAUUCCUAAAUGAUGUUAUCAUAGACUUUUAUUUAAAAUAUUUAGUUUUAGAGAAAUUGAAAAAAGACGAUGCACAAAGAAUCCACGUGUUCAGCUCGUUUUUUUACAAAAGACUGAACCAGAGAGAGCGCAGGAACGCCACAGAUACCACCAGCCUGCCAAUCCAGAAGAGAAAGCACAACAGGGUAAAGACGUGGACUCGACAUGUGGAUCUGUUCCAGAAGGACUUCAUUUUUGUUCCCAUUAAUGAAUCAGCUCACUGGUACUUGGCAGUCAUCUGCUUUCCGGGCCUUGAAGGUCCAGUGUUUGACAAGAACCCGCUUUACUGUGGCCCGACGCCAGCUUCCGGCUCAGUGGCGGACUUCCAGUCGGAGGACAGCAUCCCAGACCACUGCCGGCCCCUGUCUCCAGAUGGAGAUUGCCUGGACAGCCCGUCAGAGUUCGAGUCCUCAGAGGCUCCGGGUGGGUCUGCAGAGGGUCAGAGCAACUUGAACCCGGAGAACUUUGCGGAGGACGCUCAGGAGUCGCUGGGCAACAGCCAGGCUGAACCCGAGCAGCACUACUCAAGUGAGCUGCACAGAAUCAGUCUAUGCUAUGGUUCAGGAAAAGAAGACGACACUUACACCUUCUCUGACGACCAAAGCUCCUGUCAGGAUGAGUGCAGUGAAGACGGCACUCUGGCUGAAGACGGAGUCCCCUCCGACGUCUCUAGUUUGGCCUCUAAACCAACAAUCCUCAAACAGCCUUGUAUUCUCAUCAUGGACUCACUACGGGGUCCCACCAGGUCCACGGUGGUGAAAACUCUCCGAGAGUACCUGGAGGUGGAGUGGGAGGUGCGCAAAGGCACCCAGCGAAGUUUUAGUAAGGAGGUGAUGAAGGGCUCCAGUCCAUGUGUGCCUCAGCAGGAUAACUUCAGCGACUGUGGGGUCUACGUCCUGCAGUAUGUGGAGAGCUUCUUCGAGAAUCCCCCUCCCCGUUUCCAUCUGCCCAUGAACUUGUCCGAGUGGUUUCCUCAGCAGAGGAUGAAGACGAAACGCGAGGAGAUCAAAGAGCUGAUCCUGACACUGCAGGAGCAACAGGAACUGAACUUGGAGUCAAAACAGGAGGGAACUCCUCUGGGCUCCUCUGAGGAGCCAGACGUUCAAGAGACUUCUGAAUUAAAAGGAAAGGUGUCAAAGAUGGUCAUCAGCCCUUAAAAUAUCCACACCCCUCCAUCACCAUGGAUGUUGCCCUCUGAGCCCCGCUUGGGCUGGACUGGAUCAUACGCUGCUGGUUUCACUCAACAACAUUUCUCACGUGGUCUCUCGCUGCUUCCACAAGCAAACACAUAUUCAUAUUUGUAUUAAAGACAUAAAAUGUAAAUAUGUUGGAGUUUUCUGCUGCCUUUGUAAAAUACUGUUUUAUGACUUCUCCAUAAGUGACCCGUUAAGUUAUAUUCAUAGAUGUUCUGCUCUCUGAGAGGAUCUGUGCAGAAGAUACUGUUUCAUUCUUUGCAUUGUUGAGCAUUAUUUUGAUGCUUUCGGGGUGUGUUGAGGAAGAGGAGAGGAAGAAUAAAGAGAAAGAAUGUUUGCAUUUGUCCCUUAACACUCCAUCUAUCUGCAAGACAAAAUAGAAAAGCUGUUUUAGGGAUAAAAAAAACAGACUUUCAGCUAAGCGUUUAAGAAAAUAUAGUUGCUUACUUGUUGUCGAUGGGAGGAAUUUUCAACAAUAAAACAAACUUCAAUGCAAAA